Messenger RNA from Homo sapiens (human), 3961 nucleotides. RefSeq names its product NGG1 interacting factor 3 like 1 (gene NIF3L1). Gene Ontology annotation, cellular component: nucleus; cytoplasm. The transcript has 6 exons. Lineage: Eukaryota; Metazoa; Chordata; Mammalia; Primates; Hominidae. The record is from RefSeq and is a predicted model, not a curated record. Bases 2574 to 3707 code for a protein of 377 amino acids. Gene Ontology annotation, biological process: neuron differentiation; regulation of DNA-templated transcription; negative regulation of transcription by RNA polymerase II.
GCAGAGAAGUUUCCGGGACUGGUGAGUAGUGGGCGAUUUAAAAACCCGCGAGUGUAGUUGUGACCUUCGCGGUAGGUGCCGGUUGGGGCCGGCUGUGAUUGUUAUCUUGGUGCUGCAGAGGACAGCAGAAGAGGAGAUUGGGUCAGAAAACUGCCCUGCCGCACCAGAGCACAGCGCACUAGUGGGACAGGGGUCCUGACUCAGACUUAACUGGCUGUGUCUCGUGGUUUUUCACUGUCCUGGAAAAGGCCUGAAGUGGCACUGAAAUGAGGCAUAGAUGAGGUAACGUCGAGGGAGCGGUUUGCAGGUUGCAAAGGGGCCCUACUGAUGCUGCUUAAUAGUAAACAGUGCUUACUCUAGGACGGGAGUUGUUUCCAGCUUUACGUGUAAAUCUCGCGAUAUUGUGGCCUGGGCACUAUUUCCAUUAAGGAGGAAACUGCACAGGAUAAGUCAUUUACCUGCUGUUGCACAGCUCUGGCUCUAGGAUUCAGGCUGGCUUCAGAGUCGGUGCUCUUAACCGCCAUACUAUGUUGCCUUCUGUUGUCGUUGUUGACUGUGGCCAUGUAGCUUCGCAGUUUCCUCAUCUGUAACAGUAAAUAACUCAAAACCUGCAUGAUGGCCCACUAGGGUUUCACUUUCGAGCUUGCCAGAUGUAGAAAAUGCUGGAGAAUGGAGUACUAUGAGGACCAUUAGAAGAUCUUUCAAGGCCGGACGCAGUGGCUCACCCCUGUAAUCCCGGUACUCUUGGAGGCCGAGGCAGGUGGAUCACUUGAGCGCAGGAGUUUGAGACCAGCCUGGGCAACAUGGCGAAUCCCCAUCUCUACUAAAAAUACAAAAAUUAGCCAGGUGUGGUGUUUAGCGCCUGUAGUCCCAGCUGCUCAGGAGGCUGAGGUGGGAGGAUCUGCUUGAGCUCAGGAAGUCGAGGCUGCAGUGAGCUGAGAUCACGCCACUGCACUCCAGCCUAGGCGCCUAGUGAAACCCUGUGUCAAAAAGAAAAAAACAAAAACAAACUUCCAAGACCUCGAGUGGUUUUUGGAGACCCUGUAUCACUUCAAAUAAUGUGUUAAACAAGCAUCUUCAUCUCAUUAAAUAGAAAUGUUGAAAAAUUGCUUUUGGAAUAAUUGACUUAUGGAUAUUUCAUCAAAUUUACAGUUGGCUAUGCUUUCUUAUUGUGCAUACUAUGAAAUGUUUUUCUUCAAAAAGUGUUUAUAAGUGGUAAGUUUAAGAAUGGGGUUGACAGCAUUAUCUUUUGUGGUUAUUUGAUUAAACAUUUACUAAUUGUGCAUAUUUUGGAGCCAGCAGUUUUUUUCUACCUUUCCAUUGCCCUCCCACCUUCCCUCUGUUGCCAACCUUUUCAGUUCCUUGUUGGAUGUAGAUACUUAGAAGGCUUACAGGCUGUCUGGGAAAAGUACCCUAUACCUUAUCCCCUCCCACCUCUUGAGCCUGGCCUUUGUGUAGCAAAUGUUGCUUAAGGGGCAGUGGCUUCUCCCUUCUUCUGCCUUGACCCUGCCCAUUUAUAGAGUGACCUGCCUAUGUAUUCCUUGAUUUUUGAUUCUGAUAAAGCACUUGACAUUUUAAACAUUCUUUUUUUUUUUUUUUUUCUUUUUGAGACGGAGUGUUGCUCUCUCGCCAGGCUGGAGUGCUGUGGCAUGAUCUUGGCUCACUGCAACCUCCGCCUCCCAGGUUCAAGUGAUUCUCCUGCGUCAGCCUCCCGAGUAGCUGGGACUACAGGUGCACACCACCAUGCCCAGCUAAUUUUUGUAUUUUUAGUAGAGACGGUUUCACCACGUUGGCCAGGAUAGUCUUUAUCUCUUGACUUUGUGAUCCUCCCGCCUCGGCCUCCCAAAGUGCUGGGAUUACAGGCGCCCCGCCACAUUAUUCUGUUUUUUGGUAAAGCACAUUGUAAUGCCAGUAUAUACCACCCCAACUCCAAAUUCUGUUGCAAUCAGGGGAGGCGGGCAGUGUCAUUCUAUGCAGUAAGCAUUUAGUGCUGGCUUAUAUUAGUGAUACUGAGAUUUAUUGAAGUUAGUUCCUAUUACAUAGUAGCUUUAGCAUAAUGGGCACACACAGAAUUAUGAGAAUACUGAGGGGUGGGGAGCCUUGGGAAGGAUGCUGAAAAGGGAGGUCAAGAAAAGUUUUAUUUAAGAAGUUGGAGGGGGCUUGGGAAAAGGAAAGGUAAUAUUUAGAGAAAUGGAUUAGGGAGGAGGUUGGUUGAAGCAAGGGUAGGGAGAAUAAGAACAAGGGUGUGCAAGGCAGGAGAUGGGAUGGACGUUUGUGUAUUAUGUACCAGGCUUUGCUAGGUUACAUAAUUCAUUAGCUCCUCUGGAUGGCCUGUGAAGUGGGUUAUAGUAUCUCUGUUUCGUAGGUGAGAAAACAAGAUUGGAGAGGUUAAAUGGCUUACCUAAGUUACAGUGUGCUGGUAAGUGGCAGAGCCACUAUUUGAACCCAGAUCUCUAUGACGACAGCUCUUUUGCCCAUAUGUUUUGAUGCCUCAAAGAUCCAGGCCUAAAGUAUACCUGUGUACCAUUUUCUUUGUUUUGACAUCAGAAACUUGAACUUUACCUGAUUUCUGUAUGUUGUCAUCUUGCGUACGCCCAGUCCCCACGACAGUCCGGUUUGUAGAUUCCCUGAUCUGCAAUUCUUCCCGUUCCUUCAUGGAUUUGAAGGCUCUCCUUUCUUCCUUGAAUGACUUUGCAUCCCUCUCGUUUGCUGAGAGUUGGGACAAUGUUGGAUUACUGGUGGAACCAAGCCCACCACAUACUGUAAAUACACUCUUCCUGACCAAUGACCUGACUGAGGAAGUGAUGGAGGAGGUGCUGCAAAAGAAGGCAGACCUCAUUCUCUCCUACCAUCCGCCUAUCUUCCGACCCAUGAAGCGCAUAACCUGGAACACAUGGAAGGAGCGCCUGGUGAUCCGGGCUCUGGAGAACAGAGUCGGUAUCUACUCUCCUCAUACAGCCUAUGAUGCUGCGCCCCAGGGCGUCAACAACUGGUUGGCUAAAGGGCUUGGAGCUUGUACCUCCAGGCCCAUACAUCCUUCCAAAGCUCCCAACUACCCUACAGAGGGAAACCACCGAGUAGAAUUCAACGUUAACUACACCCAAGACCUGGACAAAGUCAUGUCUGCAGUGAAAGGAAUUGACGGUGUUUCUGUCACUUCUUUUUCUGCUAGGACUGGUAAUGAGGAACAAACACGGAUUAAUCUGAAUUGUACUCAGAAGGCUUUGAUGCAGGUGGUAGAUUUUCUUUCCCGGAACAAACAACUUUAUCAGAAGACGGAAAUUCUGUCACUGGAGAAGCCUUUGCUUCUACAUACUGGAAUGGGACGGUUAUGCACACUGGAUGAAUCUGUCUCCCUGGCAACCAUGAUUGAUCGAAUAAAAAGACACCUAAAACUAUCUCAUAUUCGCUUAGCCCUUGGGGUGGGGAGAACCUUAGAGUCUCAAGUCAAAGUCGUGGCCCUGUGUGCUGGUUCUGGGAGCAGCGUUCUGCAGGGUGUUGAGGCUGACCUUUACCUCACAGGUGAGAUGUCCCAUCAUGAUACUUUGGAUGCUGCUUCCCAAGGAAUAAAUGUCAUCCUCUGUGAACACAGCAACACUGAACGAGGCUUUCUUUCUGACCUUCGAGAUAUGCUGGAUUCUCACUUGGAGAAUAAGAUAAAUAUUAUCCUAUCAGAGACUGACAGGGACCCUCUUCAGGUGGUAUAAUUGCAGAAACAUCAGGAUAACACAUUCUACAAAUCAGCUGGAUGCCAACUUAAAUUUGUAACAUGAGUCAGUGGGACUGGUGUGCUUCCAGAGAGUGUCUUCGAGGGUAUCAUCAUUUCCGGUUUGUUAAUCUUAUUCACCAAAUGUUCUAUCGCUCGUAAGGUAAAACUGUAAUAUAACUACCAUAUUAAAUAACAAAUGUUCAUUAUAAACUCUAGGAAAGAUUGAAUAAAAUCUGUUUACUUAACAUUCUU